AAAGUGCUGAAACGUUCUAUUUCCUUCUCGCCUGCAACCAGUACACUCCGUCCCGAGAAUUUUAGAUUGCAGCUUUACUCUACCCAAUGUGUGAACCCAGUAGGGCUUCCAUAGCCCAGAACAUGUCUUCCAUCUAUGGAGAGCAUUCAACUUUCCCUACAAAGGACAUGAAGCAAUCGGAAAGAAAAUGGACAGACAACUUGAACUCUACACCAUUCCACAGCACGCCAAAGUCGCUCUCCUACCCCACUCUACUCCCUCGGCACAGCAGCCCUGAACCCUCACCCCUGCAACCUGCUACCCCCAACAAGGAUUCGCCCCUGACUGGUGAGGCUCGCUAUGGCAGUGAGGAUAGGAAUGGGCUAGCUCUGAAGAAGAGCAGCAGCCCUAGUAAUAUCAGCUCCCUGUUGAGCCCUCAGAGAAUGCAGUCUUCCCCAGGAGCCUUCCUGCAAAGCUCCCUCUCAUCAAAGAAAAGCUAUACCUCGGACCUUGAGAACACCACCAUUCAGAAGCAGCGUCAGGAGCUGCAGCUUCUGAUACGUGAGCUACAGGACAGGGAUAGGGAGCUCAAUGAGAUGGUCGCCUCUCAUCAACGACAGCUCCUGGCGUGGGAGCAAGACAGACAAAAACUCCUGGGCCUCGAGACCAAGUCUGCCAGAUACGAAGGUGAGCUGAGGAAUCGGCGUGAGUACAUCAAGAGCCUGAAGACUAGGAUGAAGGUCCUUGGAUCUCAAGACCAAUCUAAAGCCUGUGCUCUGGAGACCAUGCAGCAGCAACUCAGACAGCUCUCCGACAGUGCCACCGCCAUCAAGCACCGUGCUAAAGAUGCAGAGGAGGAAAAUGCCAAACUAAAGACUGCUAUACACAAUCUAUCAGAGAAAGCAAAUCAUUUUGAAGCAAGAGAACAAGAGCUGACUGCUGUUGUCAGAUUAAAGGAUAAAGACCUUGUUGAUGCCUCUGCACAUAUUGCUGAACUGACUGGAAGACUGAAAAAGCUGGAUCUAGCACAUAGGGAAACUAAACAAGAGAAGCAGAAGGAGAAGAAGAAUGUGGUUGAGCUUAAGACCCAACUGGACGAGAGUUUCUCUGAAGUGGAACAACUCAAAUCUGAUCUUAUGGACCGUGCAAACAGAAGCACUGAGCACAGGAUUGAGAUCACUAAACUCCAGGAACAGGUCAAGAAUAUGGAGGCUGAGCUAGAACUCUCUGGGGAGAGAGAAAAGCGUAAGGAUCAACUCCUGGAUCUUCAGCGCUCCAAGCAGGACAGGACUGAUGCUGAACUGACCUCACUCAGGCAGGCAUACGAAAGACAACACAGGGAUCUCAGUCUGUUACAACUCAACAUGGAGAGUCAGAGAGACAGAGCAGAGGAAGCCAUCUCUAAGAUAUCUCUGGAAACCGACUCCAUCUUUGAUUCUAAGAGGACCUCACCGUCACCGACACAGACCAAGAACAAUCUCUCUGCAGCUUCCAUCAACUCCAUCAAUGGGGAAAGCCCCUUUGUGAGCAGUGCAGGAGAAGGGGGUGUGGCUCUCAACCACAGCAGUGUGGAUACUGAAGAGCUGCUUGAAACAACUCACUCCGAACAGCUUGGCAUGUCACCCACCAGCAAGCUCCACAGACUGCUGACAGAGUCCAGACAGAUGGUGGAGAACCUGGAACAGACUACACUACCUCCCUACAAAGCCAAGAGUAGCCCCAAGGCGGACCAGGUGAUAUGGCCUCGGUGACAGAGAGAGGGAGUGGGAGUGAAAGGAUAAUAGAGUGAGAGAGAGAUAGAGACAGAAAGAGGGAGAAAAUGAAAGAUAGACAGUGCCUUCCUUUAUAGCCAACAGUAGUCCACAGGGGGACCAGGUGAUAUGGCCUUGGUGACAGAGAGUGGGAGGUAGAGAGAGAGAGAGAGAGAGAAAAUAAAAGAUAGACUGUGCCUCCCUUUAUAGCUAACAGUAGCCCACAGGGGGACCAUGUGAUAUGGCCUCAAUGAAUGAGAGUGAAUAAGGAGAUAAAGAGAGAGAGAGAGAGUUGCAUAGAAGUGUGAGAGAGCAAUGUAUUUAUUCAUUUAAAUUGUAGACCCCACAGCUUGUGAACAUUCUAUUACAGAUCAUCAUAAGAUGGUUCAGAGAGACAAAUCUUCAAAAACACAACAUUCUAUCUUACACACAUUAGGCUGUGAGCUGUUUUCAAAAGAAAAUCCUUCCAACUUUCAAACUAAAUAAGAUGAAUACUGCAACAGUAUUCAGUGAGAUGGACUACCAUUUGUAAUAUCGCGCCUGUAUCUUUCUCCACACUAUCUGGACUUAGUUCACUCCAUGUAACCUCAUCGAGAUCUGCUGAGCUCAGCUACUAAGUUUAGGAACAGAUAUCUGAUAUUUGAGUGGAUGAAAUCCUCUGUGUUCUUUGAGAUUUGAGUCAACCUCACCAGGGUUUUAUUGUAUUUGUAUUUUGUAUUUAUUAACAUUUGUUUCCUUCUCUACAUUACAAUAUGAAACGCAAUGUAUAUAUAAAUUAUAUAUGUAACAAGGAUUUCAACAUGAGUAUACAGUAAAUAUUUCAGAUAACAGAAAGAGGCGAAACCUGAAACAAACAACUGAUUACCUCCAUUGUCAAGGGUGACCAUUGAGGCAAGUCCAAACAAAAGAAAAAGGACAAUAGUAGCUUCAAUAGAGAAAUCCUUUGUAGCUAGAAUGAGUGAGUC
Molecule: messenger RNA, 2695 nt
Organism: Strongylocentrotus purpuratus (purple sea urchin)
Lineage: Eukaryota; Metazoa; Echinodermata; Echinoidea; Camarodonta; Strongylocentrotidae
Product: coiled-coil domain-containing protein 62
Exons: 12
Coding region: 87-1730 (547 amino acids)
Source: RefSeq, a predicted model, not a curated record